CAGGAGGGGAAGUGGAGCUGUGGAGGUGGGGGGAGCAGUGGUCACACCAACAUCUUGAAAUUGGGCUGGGUCUGCGUGGAGCCCCAGAGAUGUUCCCCAGCCCAUUCUUCCCAAGAACCAAUGAGUAAAAUUAGGGGCCUCCCACCUGAGGUCAGGGAACCAGGCCCUGGAGUGGAACUUGGGGUGGAAGAUGGCCUUCUUUGUCAACUGAUUCAUUCUCCAGAAUUCAACUUGUUCUCUGACUCAGUGGUGUUUGAAAGCAACUUUAUCCAGGUCACUAAGCCCGGGAAUUGGAUGGAUGUCUAUGAAGGGUCUACCACUGUGAUCCUUGGGGUGACCUCCUCGGUGCCCUCCUUGCCACUUCCCAACGUCCUCCUGAUGGCCAACGUCACCUGGCCCCGGGGUCAGUUUCCCUCCUGGAGCACGCCUGAUUGUGCUCCAGAGGUCACCCUCAGCAGGAUUCUCCCCCUGAAGUUUGUGGAGCUACAAAUCUGUGACCGGCUCCAACGCAUCCUGAGGGUUAGGACCGUGACUGAAAAGAUCUACUACCUGAGGCUCCAUGAAAAACAUCCAGAGGCUGUGUUUCAAUUCUGGAUCCGCUUGGUGAAAAUUCUGCAGAAAGGUCUGUCCAUCACCACCAAAGACCCGAGAAUCCAAUUCACUCACUGCCUGGUGCCCAAAAUGUCCAACAGCUCCACUUCAACAACACCUGAAAGCAGCCUCCCGUCAUCCACUCAGCCCAGCGAAAACUUCAUGCUGUUGGCAGCUGAGCAGACCAGUGGCAGUUUCUCGAAUAUCUCAGGAAGACCCCAGCUCACAGCAGACAGUAACACCAAUGUUGCCAUCAAAAUAGACAAUUUGGACAGCUAUCAGACACCCGCAAGAGUGGUAUCUCCAGUCAAUUUGAACAUACCCAUGAGAGCUGCCUUGAGCCACAGUCUCUGGGAACAAGAGAAUCCAGAUGAACACUUCCUGCAGGCUCCUGUUGCCAGUUCCCUAGGAGAGAACCUUUUAGGACCCUGAUACCUGGCCAAAACAGGGUGAUCUUCCCUAGCUUCAUUCAGUGCACUAGCUACAACCUCCUUUAAUGCUGUUUUCCCACUGUGGGCCAAAAGACCAUGGGAGAGGUAUGAUGGUGCUUAUAACAAAGUGCUUCUGUACUUCCACCAAUAAACCUCCAAGUGAGUUCCUAA
Molecule: messenger RNA, 1193 nt
Organism: Canis lupus familiaris (dog)
Lineage: Eukaryota; Metazoa; Chordata; Mammalia; Carnivora; Canidae
Gene: GARIN1A
Product: family with sequence similarity 71 member F2
Exons: 5
Coding region: 121-1023 (300 amino acids)
Cellular component (GO): nucleus
Source: RefSeq, a predicted model, not a curated record